GCCUUAGAGCUUCUUCUUUUUUUUCAGUCGCGAUGCCAAAAGCCCUCAACACCGUGCUUUACGGUGGAAAAAUAUGACCCGAAAAUCAGUAAAGCAAAGUGGAGGGAGACGCUGCGUGUCAUAAGCGGAGCGGUCAUCACAUAUCACGCACGACGUUAGGAGUUCCCUUGCUUACACCGUGAAAACGCCCCUCUACUCUCCUCUUAGCCCUUCCCGACCGUGAGCCAUCCCUGCCGGCUUGUGCCUGUCUGCUGUCCCAGCCUGCAGGGCGACGUCUCCCCCCGUGGCAGAGGAAAGGCGCGCUGGGGCGGUGGUGGCGUCCGUCUUCCAGUUUCCUGCAAUCUCAAUGAUCACAAUCCGGAUUGAAGCUUGACACCCGGACCUGACAGGACAGGAUUGCAAUCCAUUUCUAUGACAACAGAGAAGGCAUUGGCUGGGGAACUGAAGAGCACAAUGGAGGGUGACGCCAGGAGAACCAAUCAGGCUCCAGAGGACCACGGGGAAGCAGAUGAUAGCUCAGAGAAGACCCCCAGUAAAGCCUCCAAAUCCCCCCAGAAAACCACCAAGCGGCCCAAGACUGUCCCUGUCAAAGUCACUCUACUUGAUGGUUCAGACUAUGAGGCUGCAGUUGAGAAAUUUGCCAAGGGCCAGACCCUGCUGGACAUGGUGUGUGGCCAUCUGAACCUGCUGGAGAGGGACUACUUUGGCCUGUCUUUCCAGGACACGGACAACUCCAAGAAUUGGUUGGAUCCCUCCAAAGAGAUUAAGAAGCAAAUUCGGGUUGGUUCCUGGACCUUUGGAUUUUCUGUCAAGUUCUACCCUCCAGACCCGUCUGUGCUCAUUGAAGACAUCACCAGGUACUACCUGUGCCUGCAACUGAGGGAUGACAUCCUGUCCGGUCGUCUGCCCUGCUCGUUUGUCACCCACGCCCUUCUGGGCUCCUACACUGUCCAGGCGGAGCUGGGAGACUUCGAGCCCGAGGAACAUGGCCCUGACUACGUCAGCGACUUCCGCUUUGCGCCCAACCAAACACGUGAGCUGGAGGAGAGAGUGAUGGAGCUGCACCAUAACUACAGGGGAAUGAGUCCAGCAGAAGCAGAAGUGAACUUUCUAGAAAAUGCCAAGAAGCUCUCAAUGUAUGGAGUGGACCUGCAUCAUGCUAAGGAUUCAGAAGGAAUUGACAUAAUGCUCGGUGUGAGUGCCAACGGUCUGCUCAUCUACCGAGACCGUCUAAGGAUCAACCGAUUCGCUUGGCCAAAAAUCCUCAAGAUCUCCUAUAAGAGAAGCAACUUCUACAUCAAGAUCCGCCCAGGAGAGUAUGAACAGUUUGAGAGCACCAUAGGCUUCAAGCUGCCCAACCAUCGGGCCUCAAAGCGAUUGUGGAAGGUCUGCAUUGAGCACCACACCUUCUUCAGGUUGGUUUCGCCAGAGCCACCUCCCAAGGGCUUCCUGGUGAUUGGCUCCAAGUUCCGCUACAGUGGGCGGACCCAAGCCCAGACCAGACAGGCCAGUGCUCUGAUUGACAGGCCUGCACCACAGUUCGAUCGGUCUGUUAGCAAGAGGUACAUGCUGCCCCGAAGUAUUGAUGGAGCCUCAGCUCUAGGCGACAGUAUGGACCAGUUGUCCCAGCGAAGCUCCAGUGAACGCACACAGUUCAUGUCCAGAGAAGAUCUGGACCAAGAGGGCAGCCUCGACCUGGACCACGAUCAGUACCACUAUCAGGACCAAGACCAGGACGAGUACACAGAUCAGGAGCUGGAGCAGCAUGAAGGUCAGGACCAAGAUCAAGUUCAGAAGCAUAGUCGGGGUGUCAACAUCUCAACGCCCACCAAGACUUUGGAGCUCAAGGGUGAGGAGGCAGGCUCGCCUGUAGACUCAAAACCAGAGGAUCUGGCCACCCGUCGGCCCAAACAGGAGCAGCAGUUCUUGGAUAAGCCAGAAGAUGUUCUACAGAAGCACCAGGCCAGCAUCAAUGAACUGAAGAGGGCUUUGAGGCAACCUAACAGCAAGAUGGCUCAGAGGGAGAAACGCCUCUCGUCAGCUACUCCUCCAGGAGGAACCCCUGAGCGGAAACCAGCGACUGGUGAUGCCAAAUUGCUUGACAAGCAGGAUGCUUAUGAAGGAGUGCUGGAUACUUACUCUAAAAUGGAAAAGAGUAAGUCCUCUUCUAUGGGUAGAGAUAUGUUCUCUGUGACACCUUGGACUGAAGCAAAUGUAAACAACUGUCCAACACCCAGGGACUCUUUAAAAACCAGACCUGGAACAUCUCUGAAACAGGAAACAGACUUUACAGCAACAGGACUAACGGAUAUGAACCCCAUGGAUGAUACAGUAGCAACUAAUGGCCAUCAUGACUCCGUAUUGGAGAGGAAUGCCAUUCAAGAAAAUGGAUAUGGAUCUCCACCUGACAAACAGAGGAGUGCGAUGAUCAACAGACAUAUGAGGCAAUGUCAAUAUGAGCACAACAUUCAUCGAGAGAGACCAAAGAACUUUGAAGCUCCGGUGGAUUCUCUCCCAAAGGACAAGGGACGAAGAACUGAGAGUGACAUGAGGCAUUGUGAGACUAGGAAAAUAAAAGCCCCAAGCCCCAUGGGAGCAAAAGAUUACAACGAAACAGGGAACUCACACUCAGAAGUCACCAAAAAAGUUCCUCUCAAGCCACAGAGAUCAAAGAAGUCUUUGAAUAAAGAGAACAAAGGUGUUGAAAACCCUCAAACCGAAAGCCAGUCUGAUCAAGUCUCAAAAUCAAAAGGCGGAUCCUGUGAGGCAGGAAGGAGAGUGGAUGAUAAUACUGUACUGCAAUCUGCCACAGAUGUUGUCAAGGAAAACACAGGGGCCACCAAAUACCACAGCGAAGCCGCAAUGUCAUAUCAGCAGCAAACUUUACUACAUCAACAGAUUAAGAAGGAGUUGUUUGGACAACUGGAGAUCAGAGACUGCAGAAGUACGACAGGACAAAGUCAGUGGACAAGAGGAGGCGGGCUACAUGAAGAUCAGUUUCAAAACAACUCAGAGAAUCUCCUCUCUAGCUCCAAAUUUCCAACAGCUCCCCCUCGAACUCUUCCUCUGAAAACGCAGUGGUCCCGAGACAGACAGAGCAACAUGGACAACAGCCACAUCCACUACAGGACGUCCAGCCAAGAAACAGCCAAGAGGAAACUCGCGGAGACACCUCCCACGCCCGCUAUUCAUGAGGAGCCUUUCAACGAAGCUUCAAGGGAGCCAUGGGAGAGACGUCUGGGCUCUGUCUCAGAAGACGACCAGGACCAUGAGAUCCUGUACCUGAAGGAAACCCACCUGGGCAUCGAGCGCAAAUGUUCCAGCAUCACGGUCAGCUCUACGUCCAGCUUGGAGGCCGAAGUAGAUUUCACCGUCCUCACGGACCUGCACACAGGCAUGGAGGAGUUCUCCAGGGGCAUGUCAGAGCUGGGAGACAGGGAUCUGUCACCUGACGGGGGUCUGUGCUUUGGCAUCGACUUGCUCCAGCAGCAGGGCCCCUCUGAACAUCCUCCUCCAUUAGUGUCAGCUCCUCUGUCCAGAGGAGCCAGCAGCAGCCCUCCAGCCAAACAUAUCCAGGCUGAAGAAGUCCGACCAGAGGUGAAACGGCCCGAUGUGCAGCCUGUAGUACCCAAAAAACCAAAGAGGUCAGUGCCAGUGUCAUCGUCAGUGGACAGAGAGCAGUCGCACAGAGAAGCCAGUCGCGUCUCUGCCGUCACACCACUGAGCAGGGAGGCCAGUGACGUCAUGCCCACACCGACAGUGAGGAAGACGGAUGUCAGGACGGAAACUCAGCCCAACGGGUCAGAGGUCACCACGACCAUCGUGGAGUUCACAGAUCAGGAUCAGGGCGUCACUGGCCUAAGUGAAGUUUCUUACUCUACGAGACAGAGUGUAUCCCCUGUGCAUAUAAGCAGUCUUGGAAGAGAGGCGUCAGGGUCCCCCGUCCUCGUCACUGAAAAUGUUACCUCGGCAACCACUCAUGUCACCAAGACGGUGAAAGGAGGAUAUUCAGAGACCAGGAUCGAGAAGAGGAUCAUAAUCACAGGAGAUGAUGAUGUAGACCAAGAACAGGCUCUGGCUAUUGCAAUACAGGAAGCUAAGCAGCAGCAUCCAGAUAUGCAGGUGACCAAGGCAGUUGUUGUCAGGGAAACAGAAUCGUCCACUGAGGAUCGACAUGGUGCAUCAGAGUCCUGAUUUCCUGAGACGAGAGUGCCCCCCUUUGGACCAGAAGUGUCAGUACCCAACCUGAACUUGCCACCCACCAUCCCUACUGAUAGACUACUGCCAGUGGCGCUCAAAAGCGAGCCUCUUGUACACAUUCACACGCACACAAAGCUGAAACAAAACUCCUUUUAAAUUCCUAUGUUUUAUUUUUGUUGUAUGUUUUAUUCAAACAUUUCACUAUUUAAACCAUUCAUGUUCAGCAAGUGGUUUGGCGGGUCAUGCAAAAAAAAAAAAAAAAAAAGUAUUAUUCAGUAUCACUCAUGGUCCUUGAUUGGUGGACAAUAUGCCACCAGAAUCUCAAACAUCUGGAACAAUUAAAGAGAUAAUCCAACUAAAUCCCCUGCCUCUCAGGGCCUCUAUAUUCAAACCACUUGCUUAAGUAUUCCUCAAAGGUCAAAGGGAGUUAGUGCAGAAGGGGUUUGUUUAGAUAAUCUGUGCACUCAUUCACACUGUGGAAUAAUCCAAGGUCUCGCGCCAUGUUGGUACCCAUCCCGUGCAGAUAGUAUCAAUUGGUACAAAAUAAGAAUAUGAGUUAAAAAAAUAAAUGGUCAUGCACAUACAGUAGUCUUCUACAUGUCUGUCCUGCUGUACUGAAUAACAAGAAAUCAUCAAAUUCCUGCUGUGUGUGCUGAAAAAUAACCCCCACUACUGUGUGUGCUUACACUUUGUUAAUAAGUAAAAUAAUCCAUUUCAUGUAGCAGCAAUACUGUUACAGCAUCCAGUGAAGAAGGGUUUAUGAGAGCAGAGAAAACCCUACUUUUAGUUUUUCACUCAUACAUAGCCAGUCAAAUGAACAAAUGAGCUUGGUCCCACCCCCCAUCACACUGACUGAUGAGGAUACACUGAGGAGAAAGGAUCAUAUAGAGCCCCACAAGGUCCUCUGGUGGUGUUUAUUCAAGUGUUUGUGCAGGACCAAAGUCUGAGCUAGUCCGAUCACUAUAUUUACCUCUAUCUGUCUCACCUGAAAGAUUUUAACUUCUGUGAAAUGUAUUUUACCAUGUGUGAGUGGCAUGUAUGCAAGGAUAUGAUUCAAGUUGCUGCAUCAUGAUGGACUUUGAUUGGACAUUUUGAUAAUGUCUAUGUAUGUGUCUGGACAUUAGGAGCUCUUAAUACACACAGUGUACCUGUUGUAUUUAUUCAAAUGGUGGCGAUGUAGUUUCUGAGCAUGCUGAUGUUCCAGAAUGAGCCCAGUUUCUCUCCUUUCCCAGCCUUUACAUAUGCUUUCAGAAUAUAGCUGGAUAUCAUACCACUUUGCAUAGUAAGUACAUAGAGUAGGCUAACAGAACGGGCUGCUGCAUCAGUAAAACUAGUAUUUGAGAUAAUGUUUGCAUGAUCAUUUCUUGCAUUUUUCGAUCGUAGUUGAGUAAUAUGGAUAUUAAUUCAUACAAAGGAUGGAUCAUGAUAUCCAGGAUCAUGUGAAAAUCACUGUACAAAAAUCACAAAGAUGUAAAGGCCGAAUUGUUCACAAUUGGAAGUCAACUCUGAGCUCUGACGUGUAAAAAAAGGAAAUUAAGCUUCCUGACAGUAAAUAAAGAGUAUUCAUUAGAAAAAGUGGGAAAUAUCAAGAACACAAUGCAUUCAGUUUUGUCAAUGCUAAGCGCCAAUAAUGGCACAGUGGCUACAGUUUCUUACUUCAGUUACAACCCUUUAACAGUUCCAUUUCUCAUUUCAAGCCAAUUUAACAUAUCAGUUUGUUUUUAAUUUAAUUGCCCUGUAGAGAAACAUGAAGUAGGCCUGUCAUGCCUACAUUCAGUUGUGGUGACUGAUAUUUUUUCACCGCCACUGUUCAUUGUACAACUAAUUUUCUUCAUCUUUCAACAUAGCCUGCGGAAAUGGUAUUAUGCAUCAGAACCCUUCCAAUACUCUUUCAAGCAAAGUAUAGUGUUAUAAAUAAAAUAUACAGUAGGAGCAGCAUCUCUGAACUUGUAGUUUUGUGUGAUUUGGUACAUGAAUGUUAGAGGGAUGUCAUAGACAUGUAGUGUGCCAAUUAAGGUAGCGGUCAAAUUGUACAAACUCUGAUUUUGUAUGAAAUAACUUUAUAAGAUCAAGCUACUUUUAAUUACAGAAGUGCCAGAAAGUCAAAUGCAUAAACUUGACACGACAAGGUUUUCCCUUUAAUUAUGGUGUCUGUAACAUUACCUACAAAAUUUGUCUCCUUGCAAAAGUCAUAUUUUAUAUAUAAAUGCAGCAGCAAAUUCAUUCAGAUGAAAAAAAAACUAUAUUAAAACUGUCAUGUCAGGUUUAUGAGGGUAUUACUGAGGUUUAACUUUGGCUUUCAGACACUAAACUUUACUGUCAACGUUCACAUGUGUAGUGUAAUUCCCGUUGUGUUUCUUAUUUUGGUUCAAAAAUCCUUUAAAGUGAUGGUUAAUCAUGGAUGUGGGUGUCAAACUGGAAGGUGGGGAAAAAAAUAAUAAUGCAGCCAUGCAUACCUUGUACUGUAUAUUUGGUGCCGUUUGGUGGAUUGUGAAGCUGUAAAGUAGUUAAAGGCCAUGGGCUUGAUGUACUCUAGGGGGCACCAGUUACCUGAAAGAUGAGAGCUUUGCAACAACAUCAAGCAUACCCAGCUGAAAUCCUUCUCACCAUUCUUCACUAAGGGGCAAAAUUAUCCUUGGAUCAAGCUGUAAGGUCAAACUUCCCUCCCUCUGCCCGAAAAGACAUGCUCUUGGAAGUCUGACAAGUAAUAACCAGACUGUGAUUAGUCACAGACAUUUGGCUGUGGUUGAGACACCUGGUGCUGAAGUCUGAUUGAAUGACCUCGGGCUGACCCUUAAACCUAGCCCUCUCCUCUCUGUACAGAGCCUUCCUCCUCCUCCUCCUCCUCCCCCUCCUCCACAGCAGCUUCUUCUGCUCUGCUGCUCUCCAUUGCUUGGUGCUGUGUCUUUGCUGUACAAUGUACUUGCAUUCCUUCGAAAUGAAUAAAGAAGAGAGAGAAAAAAAGAACAAGAUGA
Molecule: messenger RNA, 7175 nt
Organism: Siniperca chuatsi (mandarin fish)
Lineage: Eukaryota; Metazoa; Chordata; Actinopteri; Centrarchiformes; Sinipercidae
Product: band 4.1-like protein 1
Exons: 24
Coding region: 412-4194 (1260 amino acids)
Biological process (GO): cortical actin cytoskeleton organization
Cellular component (GO): plasma membrane; cytoskeleton
Molecular function (GO): structural molecule activity; actin binding
Source: RefSeq, a predicted model, not a curated record